AUGGAGAGCGUGCCCGUUGGGUCAGCCCCCAGCAGCGUCGGCAACAUUACACGACAGUUUUCCCGUGAAAAUAAGAGAGAAGAGCCGAGAAAGGGCAAAUCCAAACAGAUCUUCAUGAAUACAUUAAAAUAUCUACAAACUCAUGAAUAUCUCCUGGAUGUGGAUGUAUGGAGACUUUUUGCAAACCCAAAGGAGUUGAGUCAGACAAGCUUUGGUUUUAUGAACAGUUUUUCUAGCAUCAUCAAGGCCUAUGCCAAGCUUACGGAGACCUCACUGCCGUUGGAUAUCAUUUCUGAGCUCACAAAGUCUCUAAGAGUUUCUUGUGUCCAGGCUUCUCAAUGCCUUAAUAGGAGAAAUGAUAUUCUGAUAUGUCUGCUUUUGUCUUCACAGUGGUGUGAGCAAAAUGAACAGUGCGGACGGCUUCACCUGCCUAAGCUCCGAGUGGCCCUGCUGCACAGGCUGACUCAGUACCCCUUGUUACUGAAGAAUAUCUGGGAACGGAGUAGAGACUCUCCAGAGAAAAUCACGAUCUAUGCCAUCAAGGAAAAGGUGGAGAAGUCACUCAGUAAGAAUCUUGAAGGAAAAGUGAAGUGGCUUGACAAUUUCCAAAAAUGUAGACAUCUACAGGAGACUACAGUGUGGCUUCCACUUUGGGAUAGAGAUAAAAGAUUUUUCAUUCCAGAGUGCCUGAAAUGUAUUUUUAAAGAACACAUGGCAGAAAACAUCUCGUUACCAACCGACAGACACCUUCUCUAUGAAGAAAAAAUAACUCUUGCAGAAAGCUCAAGAUUCCUAGAUGUUUAUCUGUUUCUCUCUGAUGAUUUCCUCUUAGUUACAAAAACUAAGCACCACAAAAAGCGCCUGGGUGGCUCCGAUACUGGUUUCCUGUGUCCUUCACUCAUUCCUGAGCUGCAAACAGUAAUACAAGAGUGUGGUUCGUGUACUGUACUUGAUCAGCCUAUUGCACUAGACAGAUUGGUGGUCAGUAUUGAUCCACUCCACGUGUCAGCAUUCAGGUUGAGAAAUGCUUUCCUUGUACAACAUGAAAACAGGUCUUGACAGCGUAGAGUAGCAUUCUUAUUACAAGCCCAAACGGAAAACAUCAAAGAAACAUGGAUGGCAUAAAUAGCAGUGGUCUCUUGCUUCACCAAGAAUCAGGAAACCAAGAAUAUAUCUUUAUUUACAUUGUCUGCAAAAUCCUCUGAAAUUUAG
Molecule: messenger RNA, 1212 nt
Organism: Odobenus rosmarus divergens (Pacific walrus)
Lineage: Eukaryota; Metazoa; Chordata; Mammalia; Carnivora; Odobenidae
Gene: PLEKHG7
Product: pleckstrin homology domain containing, family G (with RhoGef domain) member 7
Biological process (GO): Rho protein signal transduction
Source: RefSeq, a predicted model, not a curated record